CUUCCCCUUUCCUCCCUUCCAAGAUGGCCGAAGUGCAGUCCCCCUUCUAGUGAUCUGGCGUCUCCCUCGACCACCGCCUCUUUGUGCCGCGGCCCCCUCGUAGACCCUGCUGCCAAGUUUGCAUCUGUUCCUGAAACUUCUCAUUUCUUUCCUCUCCCUCCACUCUGUUCCAACGUGUGAAUCUAAGAGAAGAAGCAUAAAACCAGGGUGACGCUCCCCAACCCCCGGCCCCCACCCCGGCAUCAUGCAUCGGACUACACGGAUCAAAAUCACGGAGCUGAACCCCCACCUCAUGUGUGCCCUCUGUGGGGGUUACUUCAUCGAUGCCACGACCAUAGUGGAGUGCCUGCAUUCCUUCUGCAAAACCUGCAUCGUGCGCUACCUGGAGACCAACAAGUACUGCCCCAUGUGUGAUGUGCAGGUCCACAAAACCCGGCCGCUACUGAGCAUCAGAUCUGACAAAACCCUCCAAGACAUUGUCUACAAGUUGGUCCCUGGGCUUUUUAAAGAUGAGAUGAAACGGAGACGGGAUUUCUAUGCAGCUUAUCCCCUAACAGAAGUCCCCAAUGGCUCCAAUGAGGACCGAGGUGAGGUCCUGGAGCAGGAGAAAGGGGCUCUGAGUGACGAUGAGAUUGUCAGCCUCAGCAUCGAGUUCUAUGAAGGCAUCAGGGACAGAGAGGAGAAGAAGGGCCCCUUGGAGAAUGGAGAUGGGGACAAGGAGAAGCAGACUGGGGUGCGCUUCCUGCGAUGCCCAGCGGCCAUGACUGUCAUGCACCUCGCUAAGUUUCUCCGCAACAAGAUGGACGUGCCCAGCAAAUACAAGGUGGAGGUUCUGUAUGAGGACGAGCCUCUGAAGGAGUACUACACCCUCAUGGACAUUGCCUACAUCUACCCCUGGCGGCGGAAUGGCCCUCUCCCCCUCAAGUACCGUGUCCAGCCAGCCUGCAAGCGGCUCACCUUGCCCACAGUACCCACCCCUUCCGAGGGCACCAACACCAGUGGGGCGUCCGAGUGUGAGUCAGUCAGCGACAAGGCUCCCAGCCCUGCCACGCUGCCAGCCACCUCUUCUUCCCUGCCCAGCCCAGCCACUCCCUCUCAUGGCUCUCCCAGCUCCCAUGGGCCCUCAGCCACCCACCCUACCUCCCCCACCCCUCCUUCGACAGCCAGUGGGGCCACCACAACAGCCAAUGGGGGCACCUCAAACUGCCUGCAGACACCAUCCUCCACCAGCAGGGGGCGCAAGAUGACUGUCAACGGAGCUCCUGUGCCCCCCUUAACUUGAGGAAAAGGACCUUCUCCCUCCUUUUCCAGCCAUGCCUACCCACCUGGCCACUUUUUUCUGGGUCCCUUUUUCCACCUCUUCAACUCUUCCCUAGUUCCUCCCACCUUAAGGGUGGGGGGGAUGGGUUUUAUAAAUAAAUCUCUCUAUAUAUAUGUACAUAGGAAAAACCAAAUAUACAUACUUAUUUUCUAUGGACUGAUCAGAUUAAUUUAAAUGCCUCCGGAAACAAACUUUGUGUGUCUGUGUCUGCGCGUGUAUGAGAGACGGGGUGUUCAUUUUUAGGUUUUGUAUAAUUUGCUCGCUCUCUUUUGGGGAGGUGCCUGGAGGUAGACUGGAGGGGCUACAGGAGACUUGGUAAAGUUCUGCCCCAUCCUCCUGUUUCCUAAGGCAAAUGGGGGUGUUGGGGCCCCUUAACUGACCCCGAAAACUUUAGGCACAACUCUGGCUGUAUAUGGGGCCUAUUGUGUUUCUCUCCCUAUCCUGGCUGUUGUCCUGCCCCUACUAGUGCCCACAACCCCCACUGUUGAAUGUCCAGAGAAUCGCUAAGACAGUGCCUUUUACAAAUGUGAUUUAUCUCACUUCUGAGCACCAAGUGGGCAGUGGGCCGGUGUGUCCAUCUUCUUGCACAGUGGAAACUUGUGCAAAGAAUAGAUAGUUCUGCCUUUGUUCUUUUUUUUUUUUCUGUGUGUGGCCUUUGCAUCAUUUACCUUGUGGAAGAGAAGGUUCAGGCCUCACAAGCCCUUGGCUCACUGCCCUGUGGAUGAGGACUGUGAACUACUUUCCCCUUUCUUGGCCCUUCCCACCUGGGGAGCCUCACUAGCAAGGCUGGUGGCAUCUGGAGACCAAAAGGGAAGAAGUGGAGUGGGGUUAACCUCUGACAAGCACAGACCCCAGGUUUUACCAAAGGCAAAGAGGCCUCCAGCCCCCUCCCCAAGCUGAAUCAAGAAAGAGGACAGGCACAGAAAAGCACAAGUGGAGAGGAACCUGUCAACUCUGGCCUGCCCAGGGCCCGCCCACUGCCCCAGGCCCUCCUGUUUCCCUUCCAGUGUACAUAGACAACACAGGAGGAGGCAGGUGGGAGGCAAGACCGUCCCAUCUAGAUAUUUGGGGUUGGGAGCCCCCUGAUGGUUUUGUGUUUGCACCUUGUCUUGUGUCUGAGGUGCUGUGACUGUACCCUCCUGCCUUGGGACAUUUGUAUCUCCUGGCUUUGUAAUAAAUGCUGCAUACUCUC
Messenger RNA from Erinaceus europaeus (western European hedgehog), 2513 nucleotides. It is a transcript of the gene PCGF2, whose product is annotated as polycomb group ring finger 2. Gene Ontology annotation, molecular function: promoter-specific chromatin binding. The transcript is spliced from 11 exons. Gene Ontology annotation, cellular component: PRC1 complex. Bases 245 to 1282 code for a protein of 345 amino acids. NCBI's taxonomy places the organism in Eukaryota, Metazoa, Chordata, Mammalia, Eulipotyphla, Erinaceidae. The record is from RefSeq and is a predicted model, not a curated record. Gene Ontology annotation, biological process: negative regulation of transcription by RNA polymerase II.